Drosophila pseudoobscura is the source of this 3514-nucleotide messenger RNA. Its product is annotated as DDB1- and CUL4-associated factor 5. Gene Ontology annotation, cellular component: cytoplasm; Cul4-RING E3 ubiquitin ligase complex. Bases 477 to 2693 code for a protein of 738 amino acids. NCBI's taxonomy places the organism in Eukaryota, Metazoa, Arthropoda, Insecta, Diptera, Drosophilidae. The record is from RefSeq and is a predicted model, not a curated record. Gene Ontology annotation, molecular function: protein binding. The transcript is spliced from 8 exons.
GAAAAUUGUGAGCACUUUGCAACCACCCUCGGCCCACUGUCGCUGGCUGAGCGAACAGCUGGUUUCUUCGCCUCGGCUUGUAUACUUUAUGUUUUCAUUUUGAUUAGGGCAAUGGCAAUAUAUUCGGAUGAUUAAAACCAGUCGCGGCGAGUCGGGAGUCUUUGCGUUGUUGUCGUGUUGUUGCUGAAAAUAUCUAUCCAGCCAGAAAAUAUUAUUGCUUCCAACUGGAGUAAAUAUUGAGGAAUUGAAAUCCAAUCGCCGACGAAUGUUAGAGCGAACAAAUAACAAACUUUUCCUGGGAUUCAAAGUCCCGACCUACCCCCCACCACUGGCCAGCCAGCAGCCUCGAAUUUCCCCUCGGAAAGUUGCUGUUUCUGGCAUGAAAAAAAGUGUCGAAUAUAGAGAAAUAGCGAAUAUGUCGAAGCUGAACCAGAACGAGAACAUCUGCUGCUGCCACAGCCUGGAGACACAUUAGGAUGAACUACACCCGAGGCAGUCGCUCUGUGGAGUGCCUCAAUCUGAAUCUGGGCCUGGGACAACGCGAGAGCGAUCUGCUGUCUGGCCAACUGUCGGCGGGCAUUUUCCGGCAGCGCCUCAGUGCAGCAGAGAAUCUCUACCAGCGCAACCUGACCGGCCACUAUGGGUGUGUCAAUGCCUUGGAAUUUAGCAACGGUGGACAGUUCCUCGCCUCAGGUGGGGACGACAAGCGGGUGCUGCUGUGGAACAUCGACCAGGAGGUGAUGUCCGAAAUGGGACGACCGCAGGUCAUGAACGAGACGCACACCAGCAACAUCUUCUGCCUCGGCUUCGACACCCUCAAUGCACAUGUGUUUUCCGGUGGCAACGAUGACCUGGUCAUUCAACAUGAUCUUGCCACCGGCAAGCUCUUGAAUUACUUUUCACAUGGAGGACCCGUCUAUGGGCUGAGCGUGGACCGGACCAGCGUCCAUCUGUUUAGCGUGGCCACCGAGAGCGGCGAGGUCCUGUUCUAUGACCUGCGUGUGGGUAACUACGAGCCCCUGACUGUGGCCAAAUUCCGUUCCCCGUUUAAUGCCGUCGAGUUUCAUCCGCUGAAUGGCAACUUCCUGGCCACGGCCAAUGCCAAGCGCGGCGCCAUGCUCUGGGAUCUGAGGCAUCAUAAUCAUCCCCUCUGCCAGUUCAACUACAUCCCGGAAUCGCCCAGCUGCAUGAGUGUGCGUUUCAAUUGCAGUGGCAGCCUCCUGCUCACCCUGCACCGUCGACUGCCACCUAUAUUGUUCAGUCCCAACUCGCCGGAGCCUUUGGGUACCUUCUACCAUGACGAGUACUUUAACUCGUGCACCAUGAAGAGCUGCAGCUUUGCAGGCCCGCAGGAUGAGAUGGUUGUGUCCGGCUCGGAUAACUUUAACAUGUUCAUUUGGCGGAUGGAUGGUGUGGAUUUGGAGGAAAAGAAUCAAUGGAUCGACACGCCCCCCAUUAUCCUGACCGGCCAUCGUUCUGUGGUCAAUCAGGUGCGCUUCAAUCGACAGCGCUGCCUGCUGGCCUCUUCUGGUGUGGAGAAGAUCAUUAAGUUAUGGAGCCCUUUUGAACAGCAUGGCUGGGAGGGAUCGCUGAUGUAUCCGCCAGCCAAGCCCUACUGCAACCGCACCCUGCACAACAACACCACGGAGCAUGUUAUACAGGACUUUAGCUCCUGCGACACUGACGAGGACCAGGCGAUGCUGGCCUUCUUCGAUACUUUGGUGCAACGGGAGCUGGAAUCCUGGAACACCAAUGGCAAUCAUACGAGCAGUGACAGCACCUCCUCUAGCACAUCCUCAGAGCGCAGCGAGGCUGGGGCCAGCUCGGCAUCGGAGGAGGAGCCCACCGAUGAUGAGGACGAUACCCCCAACGUCAGCGAGCUCUCCUGGCAGACGCAUCCCAAUCGCAUCUUCUAUCUGAUCGCCAAGAAGCGUCGCGCUCUUUUGCAAAUGGCUGUAAAGGGCACUGGGGGCCAGCAGCGCAGUGUGGAAGAGCUGCUGGCACGACUCAAUGGGGAGCAGAAGCAGGCGGCCACCGCGGCCCGCAUCAGCGACUGGCUGGUCGAGACACAUCGCCUGUUUGGGGACGAUGAGAUGCCCACCACUUCCGCCGAGGCUGCAGCCCGCGAGCAGCGUCGUCGCGUCUUCGAUCAGCUCUCCCGUAAUCCCCGCAAGCCCCCUGUACUCAAAAUAGCAGAUACGCUGCAAAUGGAGCAGAUGGAGCGCAAGAGGAAGUUGAUUCGAGAGCGUUUUGCCGCCAGAAAGCGGCACCGCCCCGCCGCACGGCCACGUUCCAGCGAUCUGGAGAAUGACAGCAUCGAAGGAUUAGAGGAGGACCCCAACGAUUCGUCUGAAGAGGGGGAGGAGGAUGCCGAAUAUGAGGAUAACAAUAAUAAUAAUGGCACCGAUGGCAUUAACGAAGCUACGGCUGUGGCUGUGGCUAUGGCUGUUGAUGACGGCACUGAUGACUCAUCGUCCACGUCCAUGACCUCCAUGGAGGCCCAACUUUCGCAGGCUCCCAGCACAUCCAGCUCGUAUCCGUUCCUCGUGGAAACCGAGGCCAAUAACAACAACCAAAUGGCUUCGAACAACAACCACAAGCCACCUGCCGCUGCCAAUGGAUCGACUCUGGAUAUGUGCAACACGGAGUCAUCAUCCGCCUCCGCCUCCGCAUCCUCGUCCACAUCGAACUGAGAUCGAUCGUAAAACUAAACUUAAGUUACACUAAUUGUACAUUUAAAUUAUCUUUUGUCUUCAGAAGAAGGGUCCAGGCGAGGGGCCAUGGGGCCAUGGGGGUUCCUUCGAUAUCUAUUGUAUAACCAUGAUCUGGGGUGAUCUCCAAAACUCACACAAAUUGAAUAUUUUUCGUUUUGCAAAAGAAAUCUGAAUAGCUUUCUGAGAAAGUAUUAUCUAUUAUCAUUAUUAAAAAAAUAAAAACCACAACUUGUAUUCCUUUUUUAAGAAACUGGAAAAGAACUCGAGAGUUUUUUCCAAAUGAAAUGCAAAUUCUGAAACAUUUUGUAACUGGAUUUUUUUUGUUAGGUAUAUAUAAUAUAUAUGUGGCAUAAGUAUAAUCGAGAAGAAAAUAUACAAAUUUAAACUUGUUAAAUGUGAUUUAAGACUAAACUAUUUAAGAAAUCGAACAUCAAACGGAACUUAAAUUGGAAAUUGAACCCAGCAAAAUGCGUAAUUCAACAAGAAAAGAAUGAAAUGAAGUUUCUGGUUCAGUUCGGAAUGAAAAAUCAAUAGAUAUAUCCCAGUACUGGUAGGAAUAACCAUAAUUCUAACACGAUACAUUCGGAAAGACCUUUAAGAUAUGUACGGCUUUAGGUUUUUGUUACUCUUCAUUUAUUGAUUGUGGAACCGUGUAAUUUUUUUAUUAUAUAAUAAUUUACGAAUAAACUAGAAUACAAAUUGUCUCAGAAAACAAAAACGAAAAAAAAAAACAACAAACCAAAAUUCUCUUAGCAUGUGUGCAUCUUGUGUGAAAGUGGGGGCUAUACCAUAGUCUUAGA